UGUAGGUAGAGAGUUUUUCCUUUCUGUGGUCCUUCGUUUUCCAUUCCUUCAUUCUCUUUCCAGUCGUUCUUUUACUUGUCAGAAAGAGAUAUGCCUUCUUCAAGGCUUAUAGGGGCUGGUAGCCUUUUGGUUGCUCUUCUUCCGUUCACGGCUUCUGCUGCUUUUUACAACUAUACUUUGAAAGACACCUAUGCGGGAGAGACCUUCUAUGACGGCUUCACCUUCUUCACGGACCCGGAUCCGACUCAUGGUUACGUCCAGUAUGUAGACAAGGCCACAGCUAUCAAGAGCGGUAUUCUUGGAUUUGGCGACGGCACUGCCAAGUGGGGUGUUGAUGAUACUACCGUCUUGUACGCAAACUCUACUGUUGGUCGUCAGUCCGUUCGUCUUGAGGGUGCUGUCAAUUACAACCAUGGCCUCUUCCUUGCAGACAUCAAGCAUAUGCCUGGCUCAAUUUGUGGUGUCUGGCCUGCCUUCUGGACUCUUGGUGACGACAACUGGCCAGCCCACGGCGAGCUAGACAUCAUUGAAGGAGUCAACACUUUCACCACCAACCAGAUUGCCGCACACACUGCUCCAAACUGCACCAUGAAGUUUCAGGACCAGUCCGGUUGGGUCAACGGCCAGGACUGCGCUGUUAGCACUGGUGGAGCUGCUGGUUGCGCGACAGGCAAUAACGACCAAACUGGCUACGGCGAUGGCUUCAAUGCGAACGGUGGAGGUGUCUACGCUAUGCAAUGGACCUCUGAAUUCAUGAAAGUCUGGUUCUUCCCUCGCAACGGCAUUCCUGCAUCCAUUAGUUCGGGCACUCCCAACCCAGCUCUUGACUUUGGCACUCCAGUCGGCAAUUUCGAUGGUGGAAGCUGUGACAUUGAUUCACACUUCAUCAACCACCGUAUGAUUUUCGACACGACUUUCUGUGGUGACUGGGCUGGUAGUGUGUACAGUCAGACUAGCUGCCCGGGAGCUUCCAGUGGAAACAAUGGAUGUGUAAACUAUGUUGCACAGAACCCCAAGGCUUUCCAGGAGGCUUACUGGGAGGUCAACUACAUCAAGGUGUUUUCGGAGACAGUAAUCCAGUCUAACUCGUCGAGUUCGUCAUCUAUGAGCUCGACUUCUUCCAGCUCUGUCUCUUCGAGCUCGUUGGUCUCGACGUCUUCGAUCACAUCUAGCAGCACUCGAGCAACUACUAGCUCAUCAAGCAGCAUCAUCCCGAGCUCGACAUCUUCAAGCAGCGUUCGCUCGACAUCAAGCUCGGUCUCGUCGACUUCAUCGAGCAGUGUCCGACCUAGUUCUACAACCCUGUCCUCUAGCAGCACUCGUCCUUUGUCCUCUUCGACUUCGACAUUAGCAAGCAGUGUUCGCCCGAGCUCUUCAUCUUCGUCUUCGUCUAUCAAGCCAUCAAGCAGUUCUUCUAGCAUCAAGCCCACUACGAGCUCUUCUAGCAUUAAGCCUACUACAAGCUCGUCCAGCAUCAAGCCAACCACCAGCUCUUCCAGCAUCAAGUCGACCUCGACAUCAUCAACUAAGCCAGUUUCAAGCUUAAGCUCAUCGAAGCCUGUUUCAAGCUCCUCGACCGUAAAGCCUACCACAAGCUCAAGCAAGGCAUCGUCAACAAGCACGAAACCCUCUAGCACUUCCUCAAUCAAGAGCUCCACAUCUUCAACCUCCAGCCGCAAGACCAGCACAAGCAGUUCAAGUACCAAGCUCUCAUCGACUUUGGCUACCAGAAACGCCGGUAUCACGGUCAGAAGCACUGCUGUAUCAAGUUCCUCCUCGAAGAAGACGACUUCAACAAGCAGUAGUAAGAAGCUUAGCUCUACUAGCAGCAGCAAGAAGAUCACCUCGACUUCCUCUUCCAAGAAACCUAGCUCCACUUCUUCGUCCAAAAAGCCUAGCUCAACUAGCAGUGUCAAGAUUAGCACUGUAGCCAAGGCCAAGGUGGCAAGCAGUUCGAGCAAGAAGGUCACUUCAUCAUCGUCCACCAAGAAGGUCUCUUCAUCGACCAAGAAAACCACCUCUACAAGCUCGAAAAAGAUCACUUCGUCGACCAAGAAGACCUCAUCAUCAACAAAGAAGACCACUUCGUCGACCAAGAAGCCCAGCUCUACACUCAAAACCAGCACAACAAAACGCACCACUUCUUCAAGCUCGAAGAAACCUACAACCACCACCACAACUACAAAGCGCGUUUAGAAUUCCCGGAAAGCAUUGACAUGACCCGUUACGACUUUCUCUGCAUCUAUUCUUGCAUCUAUUCUUGCAUACAUCUUGAGGAGUUUCUGUUUCUUCUUUACACUAGACUUGCAGUUUUCGUCUUCUAUUUUCCUUCUUAUUUUCGGGUUUUCUCACUUGUUAGAACCUUUUAUAUUUGUUAUUCUUUUUAUUGUCUAUUACACUAUAUAUACAUAUACUAUUCUACUAUUGUUUACUAUUCGGACCCUUUUGAGAUUACCGU
Aureobasidium subglaciale EXF-2481 is the source of this 2458-nucleotide messenger RNA. Its product is annotated as glycoside hydrolase family 16 protein. Bases 91 to 2196 code for a protein of 701 amino acids. The transcript has a single exon. Gene Ontology annotation, biological process: glucan catabolic process. The record is from RefSeq and is a predicted model, not a curated record. Gene Ontology annotation, molecular function: hydrolase activity, hydrolyzing O-glycosyl compounds. NCBI's taxonomy places the organism in Eukaryota, Fungi, Ascomycota, Dothideomycetes, Dothideales, Saccotheciaceae.